AUGACGAACAAGCGAGCGUUGCCGUUUGAGUUGGCCCGCAUAGCUUCCGCUUAUAAAGAAGAUGAGGGUUUACAGCAGCAGGUAGAAUAUAUAUUAACACAAUUAGGGUUUAGCUCUAUAGAUGCUGUGCUGCAGCAGCAGCAACCACCAGCAGCAGCAGCAGCAGAAACUGCUGCUGCUGCUGCUGAAGCUUCGCCAGGAGGUGAUGCUGCAGCAGCAGCAGACCCAGCAGCAACAGCAGCAGCAGCAGGAGGAGUAGAUAAGCAACAAGAACAACAAAAAAAACAGCAGCAGCAGCAGGAGCAGGAGCAGCAGGAGGACUUGUUGCUGCAGCAGCUGCAGCAGCAGCUGCAGCAGCAGACAAAAGAGGGCGGGGGGGUUCAGUGCUGUUUGCUGCUUUUCUUUGAUUGUAAAGAAGAAGAGAUGUGUAGGAGACAGCAGCAGCAGCAGCAGCAGCAGCAACAGCAGCAGCAGAACGAUCACCACCAUCAACAGCAGCAGAAGUAG
Messenger RNA from Eimeria mitis, 507 nucleotides. RefSeq lists its product as uncharacterized. The transcript is spliced from 2 exons. NCBI's taxonomy places the organism in Eukaryota, Apicomplexa, Conoidasida, Eucoccidiorida, Eimeriidae. Bases 1 to 507 code for a protein of 168 amino acids. The record is from RefSeq and is a predicted model, not a curated record.